AUGUAUCUGGAGGAUCCCGAUAAAUCGGAGAAUGACGAGGAUAUAUACAAAUCUCUUGAGCUGAGCAAUGGGCUGCGAGCUUUGCUGGUCUCGGUACCCAAUGUUGGAGCACAUCCCAAAACUGCCUCCUGCUCCUUGAUGGUCGACCACGGCCCAUUCGCCGAUCCGUGCAAUUAUCAGGGCCUGGCGCACAUGCUGGAGCAUAUGGUAUUCAUGGGAAGCACACCGGACGACGGGCAGAAUGUCGUCUUUGAGCACGUGAAGAAAUACGGCGGCGAGUGCUGGUCGACGCUCCACAGCGAGGACACGCAGUUCACGUUUAAGGUGUCCGAUCAGCACUUGGAGUCGAGUCUGGGUUACUUGGCAAUCGCUCUUAAGAAUCCCCCGAUGCUGCAGGAGACCAUGGAACGUGGACGCGCUAUCGUGGAGUCUGAGUUUCAGCGGGUGGCCAAAAAUGAUUGUAAUCGUCGCAGCCAGCUGCUCGCCAGCCUGGCCACCGAAGGCUAUCCGCAUGGCGCCUUCCAUUUGGGUAACAUGAAAUCGCUCAAGGACAAUGUCGGCGACGACAAAGACCUGCACGCAGCGCUGCACGCUGCCUGGCGCGACAAUUAUGCGGCCAAUCGCAUGUACGUGUGCCUUAAGGCUCAUCUGCCCAUCGAUGUGCUGGAGUGCAUGGUCAUACGCCACUUUGGCCAGCUGCGCCGCAAUGACAUUAGGGCGCCCGAUCUGAGCAAGUUUGAUUAUCGCAACGCCUACCGUUCGGAGUUCCACGAGCAAGUCUUCCACGUUGAGGACGAGCAGAAGUGUUGCAAGUUGGAGCUGACCUGGGUGCUGCCCAGCAUGCGCUCGUACUAUCACAGCAACCCAGAUAAGUUGCUCUCCCGCCUGAUCGCGUACAGGGGAGAGGGCAGUCUCUUUGCCUAUCUGCAUCGCCGCCACUGGGCCUGUCAUCUCGGCGCUGGCACAGACGAGGACCACUUCAAUUAUCACUCAAUGCACGGAUUGUUCAAAGUUUACAUUUACCUCAGCAGCGAGGGUUACAAGCACAUCGAUGAGGUGCUGCUUGCCACCUUUGCCUACUUGCAGAUCUUCGCCAGCAGCUCCUACGGUGCCCUGCAAAAGUUGUACGAAGAUCAGCAGAAGAGUCAGGCGGCGGAAUUCUGUCUGCCAGAUCGCCUCUAUGACCAUGAUGUCGAUGAGUUGGUCUUCCGCAGCAAAUAUUAUCCAUCCAAGUAUAUACUCACCGCCAGGCAGCUCACCUACGACAGGAACGUGCAGCAUUUAUCCGAACUGAUUGGCAUUCUCAACAGUUUUAAGUUCAAUCUAAUGAUUACCUCGCAAGACAAAGUCUACGACAAGCAGGAGCAGUGGUUCGGCACUCGAUACAGCAGCAAACCGAUGCCCGAAAAGUGGAAGAAGCUGUGGAUAAAAUCGCAAACGCAGCGCAUUGCUGAGCUCUUUCUGCCCGAACCCAAUCCCUUUGUGGCGCACGACUUUACAAUGUUCUGGCACGAGCAGGGCAAGCCCAAGCUGCCGCCAUAUCCCAAAAGAUUGAUCAAAACAAACACCUGCGAGCUGUGGUUCCGACAGGAUGACAAGUUUGGCAAGCCUCAGGCCUACCUGUGCUUCUUUUUCCUCACGCCGCUGCUGCGUGAGAGUGUUAAGAAUGCUGCCAUGUGCGACAUGUACGCUUUAAUGGUGGAGAUGCACGUGCAAAAGGAACUGGAUCUCGCCGAAGAGGCAAAUCUCAAUUGCCGCUUUCUGGUCAUGGACAAUGGUUUGCGGCUAUUUGUGAGCGGCUACAAUGAAAAGCUUCAUCUGAUUGUGGAGGCCAUUGCUGAGGGAAUGACCAGUUUUUGCGACACCAUCGUGGAGGGACUAUUCACCUACUCGGCUCAGGUGCAGGCCGAAACCUACUUGGAACGCAUCAAAUGUCCACGCACCGCCAGCAAGAACAUUCUGCAGUGUGUGCUGGGCGAAAAGCCCUGGACAACCAAGGACCUGAAGAAGGCCCUCAAUGACAUCACGCUGGAGGAGCUGCAGACAUUUGCACAGAAAUUACCGCAGGAGCUGUACAUCAAGGCGCUCAUUCAGGGCAAUUACACGGAGCAGGCAGCCCACAAGGUGCUCAAUGCUCUGCUCAGUCGACUCAAGUGCAAACCCAUUGGGGAUCAGCGGCUGGUGGAGAAUCGCAUUGUAGAGCUGCCACGGGGCAGCAAAGUCUUCUGUUUCGAUGUCCCAGGCACGGGCACGAAUGUCACAAAUUACUACCAAUUCGGCGAGAACUCUUUGCGCGUGGAAGUCAUAUUCCAUCUCCUAAGUAUUGUCGUUAAUACGCCGCACUUCCACACAGAAGAACUCAUAGCGGGAGAAGUGGAGGGCUCGAUCCACGUCAAUGCCGGCAUUCUCGGCUACUACCUUUCGGUGAACUUUGAAGACAAUUCGGCACCAGAACACAGUGCCAAUAGAAUGGCCAAACAUAUGGAGACAUUACGCCGUCAGAGUUGCAUGUUUUUCCAUCAGUUAGAUGAAGGGAGCUAUGCCGCCAUUAAAGAGCAACUUUUGCGUGUGGCCCUUUCCCCGCCCCCCACUCUGCGGGACGAGGCGGAUGAGAAUUUCAACGAGAUCAUCCAGGGCACCUAUGUCUUUGGUCGUACUCAGAAGAAGGCUCAUGUUAUGCGCAGCCUAGCCAAAGCGGACGUUAAGCGCUUCCUAAGUGACACGAAAGCCAGAAAUUUGCGCAAAUUGUCGGUGCAGCUUAUUGGGCAUGAAACGCCAAAUGUGGAAGAACUAGACAAGGAGUUGGAUGAUGCCAUUAACGAUUUCAAAAGCGGUCUUGGGAUGUACCAAAAGCUAUCGGUGGAGCCUUGUGUGGACGGGAACUAGCUCUAGGAUGCAAUGAGCUUUGCAAACGCAAGUCGGAGACGUCUGCAAUGGAAUUUCUGUUUCAUGGAAUAUUAUUAGCUUUAAGCGUAAACUUUCACACAUUUUUUUAUUAUUUUUUUUAAUCAAU
Drosophila subobscura is the source of this 3013-nucleotide messenger RNA. Its product is annotated as nardilysin-like. The record is from RefSeq and is a predicted model, not a curated record. Lineage: Eukaryota; Metazoa; Arthropoda; Insecta; Diptera; Drosophilidae. Gene Ontology annotation, molecular function: metal ion binding; metalloendopeptidase activity. The coding region runs from base 1 to 2886 and encodes 961 amino acids. Gene Ontology annotation, biological process: proteolysis. The transcript has 4 exons.